AUGUCGGGGUGGAUCCGAGGUACCGAUUUCUCUAGUCUGAUUUCUCCUCUGUUUUGUUCCUUGAUAAAGGCUUCCUGUGACAAGAUGAACGUGACAAAUAUUUUUGCCGAUCACAAGAAAGACGACGAAGUUGAGCUCUUAUGCAAAGCUGCAACAGUUGCUCGGGAGGGCCAAAGCUGCUACAGGCAGUUAGAAGGCAUUUUCAUUAACUUACACCAGCUUGUAACAAGGGCGAGCAAAGACUUCAAGGCACCUUGUCCAGUGGCAGCAGGCAACACUACUUCACUGAAAGAUUUUCUGCUGGACCUCAACAGAGUCCUCCAACGAUUAGCAAAAGACUAUAGAAUCUGA
Molecule: messenger RNA, 351 nt
Organism: Struthio camelus australis
Lineage: Eukaryota; Metazoa; Chordata; Aves; Struthioniformes; Struthionidae
Gene: IL4
Product: interleukin 4
Biological process (GO): immune response
Cellular component (GO): extracellular region
Molecular function (GO): growth factor activity; interleukin-4 receptor binding
Source: RefSeq, a predicted model, not a curated record